Molecule: messenger RNA, 2750 nt
Organism: Magnolia sinica
Lineage: Eukaryota; Viridiplantae; Streptophyta; Magnoliopsida; Magnoliales; Magnoliaceae
Exons: 16
Coding region: 165-2594 (809 amino acids)
Source: RefSeq, a predicted model, not a curated record
GUCGAGACUGUAUGAGUCUGAACUGAAAGAGCGUCUCUCCUCUUCUCGGGUCUGCUAUCAGGAGCUCCCAGCCUCUCUUCUCUAUCUGUUUAUGGCUUAGAUCUCUCUCAAGCCUGCCGUAGCUCGCGUGACACGGAUUUCCCCUCACUUCAUUUCUCAGAGCAAUGAAAUCCUUCUCCCGCUUCUCUCUCUUCGCUCUCUCUCUCCUCCUUCUCUUCCCUCGUCCUGAAUCGGCCCCACAACCUUUCCAUCGGGAUCCCGGUCACCCGCAGUGGCACCACAGCGCCUUCCAAGAUGUCAAAGAGACCAUCCGCACCGAUGUCCGCCACAUGCUUCAUUCUCGCGCCGAGGUUCCGUUUCAGGUUCCACUUGAAGUUAACAUAGUCCUUGUUGGUUUCAAUCGUGAUGGAGGAUAUAGGUUUGUGCUGGAUACACACAAGCUGGAAGAGUUCUUGAGAAGCAGCUUCGCAUCACAUCGGCCCGCAUGCCUAGAGACGGGCGAGCUGCUUGAUAUCGAGCAUCAUUUCAUUUAUAAUGUUUUUCCUGCUGGACAACCAGAAUUAAUAGCUCUUGAGAAGUCAUUGAAAGAAGCUAUGGUUCCUACUGGAGUUGCUAGAGAGAGUGACUAUGGAAGGGAGGUCCCCUUGUUCGAGGUGGAUGCCGCAAUCGUGGAGCCAAUUUUUGAGAAACUAUAUUCCUUUCUAUUUGAUAUGGACCAUAGUGGAUAUUCUGCAACGGAGAUGGACAGGCCUGUACCUAGUGUAAUAUUUGUUCUCAAUUUUGAUAAGGUGCGGAUGGACCCCAGAAACAAGGAAAUUGAUCUUGAAAGUUUAAUGUACAGCAGAAUUAAUCCACUUACACCUGAAGAAUUGAAGGGACAAGAGGGAGAUUACAUCUAUCGCUAUCGUUACCAAGGAGGAGGAGCUUCUCAAGUUUGGCUGGGCUCUGGCAGAUUUGCAGUCAUUGACCUUUCAGCAGGCCCCUGCACCUACGGAAAGAUCGAAACUGAGGAAGGAAGUGUCAGUUAUAAAACACUCCCACGGUUAUGGAAUUUAAUCUUUCCAAGAGGUUCAAUCACUGCUAGUGUUAGUGCUAGUGCAGAUCAUGAUAUUUUCAUGGGACAGCUUGGAGCUAUAAUUUCAACAACCAUUGAGCAUGUCAUUGCUCCAGAUAUUAGGUUUGAAACUGUUGACUUGACAACAAGGUUGCUUAUACCUAUCAUUGUCCUACAAAAUCAUAACCGGUACAAUAUCCUUGCAGCUGGCCAUAAUUACAGUGUAGAUAUACAAGCAAUUGAGAAAGAGGUGAAGAAGAUGGUUCAUGCUGGGCAGGAAGUUGUAAUUGUUGGAGGUUCACAUGCACUACAUCGUCAUGAAAAGCUAGCAAUUGCUGUUUCAAAAGCAACGCGGAGUCAUUCUCUCCAAGAAACAAAGAGUGAUGGGCGUUUCCAUGUUCACACCAAGACAUAUUUGGAUGGUGCAAUUCUUAAAGAAGAAAUGGAACGUUCUGCUGACGUGCUUGCUGCUGGUUUACUUGAGGUUGCUGAUCCUUCUCUCUCGAGUAAAUUUUUCCUCCGCCAGCAUUGGAUGGAUGAAUCUGAUGGUUCUGAGGAUUCUAUAAUCAAGCAUCGCCCUCUUUGGGCAACUUCCAGCCCUAAAAGUGAAAGGGACAAGAGAAGGAGCAGACAAAAGAAACUGGGAAAUCUGUAUCGAACCUAUGGAACCAGAGUGAUUCCUGUCUUUGUCCUGUCACUGGCUGAUGUUGAUGCGAGCCUUCUGAUGGAAGAUGAAAGUCUUGUCUGGGCGAGUAAAGAUGUUGUCAUUGUUCUUCAGCAUGAAGGUGAAAAGAUACCUCUGAGCUAUGUUUCAGAAACAGAGAGAAGGUAUGCUCUUCCGUCACAAGCACAACGCCACAUUUUGGCUGGACUGGCUUCUGCAGUUGGGGGGCUUAGUGCUCCCUAUGAGAAGGUUUCCCAUGUACAUGAAAGGCCAGUUCCUAAUUGGCUUUGGGCAACAGGCUGUCAUCCAUUUGGACCAUUCUCUAAUGCUUCUCAAAUUAGUCAAAUGCUUCAGGACAUUGCCUUGAGAAGUACAAUAUAUGCGCGUGUUGAUUCUGCACUUCGCAAAAUUCGGGAUACUUCAGAGGCUGUCCAGGCUUUUGCUGGGGAAUAUCUUAAGACACCCCUCGGCGAGCCAGUGAAGGGCAAGAAAAAGAAGUCAAACACAGAGCUAUGGCUGGAGAAGUUCUACAGGAAAACAACUAACUUACCGGAACCUUUCCCACAUGAGUUAGUCGAGCGGUUAGAACAGUACUUGGAUAGUCUCGAAGAGCAGCUUGUCGAUCUAUCUUCUUUGUUAUAUGAUCAUCGUCUAGAUGUCGCGCACUUAAACAGUUCAGAGAUACUCCAAAGCACCAUAUUUACCCAGCAAUACGUUGAUCGUGUUUUAGUGACCGAGAAGGAGAAGAUGCGGUGCUGCGACAUUGAAUACAAGGCUCCCGUGCAGUCCUCACAAGCUUUCAUCUAUGGAGGGAUUCUUGUCGCAGGUUUCCUUGUAUAUUUCCUUGUUAUUUUCUUCUCAUCACCAGUCCGCUGAUUGAAGUUCUCUACAGAAGAAAAAAACGAACAAAGAAAAAAAAAAAAAAGCAACUUAGGACAGUUUCUAUUGGUGAGUUUUUAGCACAAGUUUUAAGAGCAGAAAAAAAAAGAAGAAGAGAAGUUCAAUAGCAUGCAAGCGGUCAGUAGAACGUUU